AUGACACAGACUAUCGACGUAGGUACUCUGUUCUGGAAGAGUAACAAAUCGACAACAAACUAUCACGACGAACCUGGUCUCUAUACCCAGACUGGAAGGCUUUCUUCCCAGUUAACUAACCACAAACCAUGUACCAGGGGCACGUUGGCCCAAGGUGUCACACUUUCGGUAACCGGAAAAGAGGAACGGGGCGCUGCUAUGGCCGAUAAGCCUGGCCCGCACGAGAUUGGCCAAGAAUUCGGGACCCUUGCCGGUCCAACACCAAGACGAGAAUUGACUGGUCGACAAUCUGGACCCAACAGCCAAUCAUGA
Messenger RNA from Opisthorchis viverrini, 312 nucleotides. RefSeq lists its product as hypothetical. NCBI's taxonomy places the organism in Eukaryota, Metazoa, Platyhelminthes, Trematoda, Opisthorchiida, Opisthorchiidae. The coding region runs from base 1 to 312 and encodes 103 amino acids. The transcript has 3 exons. The record is from RefSeq and is a predicted model, not a curated record.